This is a messenger RNA of Camellia sinensis, 1690 nucleotides long. RefSeq names its product GDSL esterase/lipase At5g45960. Gene Ontology annotation, molecular function: hydrolase activity, acting on ester bonds. The record is from RefSeq and is a predicted model, not a curated record. Lineage: Eukaryota; Viridiplantae; Streptophyta; Magnoliopsida; Ericales; Theaceae.
UUGUCAACACUACCAAAGAAAUUUAGUUUCACAAGGUGGUUGAGACUUGUGAAAGAGUUUGGUUCGCCAACCACAUCUAUCAACCCACAAAAAUAUAAUAGUACAAGUUUCAAUAUUUCUUAUUUAUGUGACCCAAAAUUUCUAUAACAUUGGAAUCAAAAACUCCAUUUUCUUUCAACUUUCUACACAACCAAACAAGUUUCCUUUGUUUUCAUUCUACUUCACCCACAUGUGUUCCUCUCUAAAGCAUUUUUUCACUCUUUUCCAUCGUCUUUUUUUGCUUCAACUUUUUCUUUAUGUGUUGAUGAUGAUGAGUAUCUCAUCACCUAAAGCCCAGGCUCAAACUCUAGGAAAGCAAAAGGGUUUGAACAACUCAGUUAAAGCUAUUUUAGUGUUUGGAGACUCAACAGUUGACCCUGGGAACAACAACCACAUUGGGACUAUCUUCAAGAGCAACUUUCUGCCUUAUGGGAGAGAUUUUCCAAACCAAGUUCCAACUGGAAGGUUUUGUAAUGGAAGGCUUGCUACUGACUUCAUUGCUAGGUAUGUAGGUGUCAAAGAGUAUCUGCCUCCAUAUUUGGACUCAACACUUAGCAUUGAUGAGCUAUUGGGUGGUGUUAGUUUUGCCUCAGCUGGAUCAGGAUUUGACCCCCUUACCCCACUAAUAAGUAAUGUGAUCUCAUUGCCAAAGCAACUAGAGUACUUCAAAGAGUAUCAAGCGAGAUUGGAGAUGGUGAUAGGGAAGAAAAGAACCAAAAAUUUGAUAAACAAUGCACUGUACCUUGUUAGUGCUGGUACAAAUGACUUUGUUAUGAAUUAUUUUGCUAUGCCAAUCAGAAGGAAGAGCUAUAGUCUCCCAAGUUACAUGGAGUUGUUGUUGCAGCAAGUCCAGCAGUUCGUGCAGGGUUUGAUGGACCAAGGGGCUAGAAGAAUUGGAGUGGUUGGAUUACCACCAAUGGGUUGUUUGCCUAUGGUGAUCACCCUUAAUUCGGAUAAUGCAAUUCUACAACGUGGUUGUGUGGAUUACUUCUCCUCUGUUUCCAAACAGCACAAUAUGUUGCUCCAAUUGAAUCUCAAAACCAUCCAAAUUGGAUUAGAAGAAUUAGGAGGCCGGAUUGUGUACUUGGAUGUGCAUGGACCAUUGUCUGAUAUGAUAGUUCAAGGCCCCAAGUUCGAUUUUGAUGAGGUUAGCAGUGGAUGUUGUGGGACUGGAUUAUUGGAGGCAUCAUUCUUAUGCAACUCAAAAUCUUACAUUUGCUCUGAUGCAUCAAAGUAUGUGUUUUGGGACUCCAUUCACCCAACUGAGAAGACAUACAAGCUCCUCUUUUAUUCCAUUCGUUCUCAGAUUGAUUUCCUAAUCAAGGAUUAAUUGUUCCUCAAUUAUACUAACCCUAUAGGAUGGUUAUGGUUACAAUCAGUGGAGUAAAGUAGUUUAAUUGGUUUUAUGGAUGAAAUUCAGUUAAUUCCAGUUUUAUAUAUGUCUGGUUUAAACUGUGUAAAUUCAAUACAGGAAAGUAUAUGCUAGUCAUGUUCAAGCAGCACAUUUGGAUUGAAUGAUUUGGAGAAAAAAAAAAAAUUAAUUUCUCUUGAUUCUAAUUAUUUAUUUGAAUGAUUAAAGAGGAGAGAAAUGUAAACAAUGAAGGAGAAAAAAUGUUGAAUGAUUACUAUAAUUCAAGAAGUAUUAAAGAAA